CGUAGAAGAAGAAAUACUUAGAUGACCUAAGCUCCAAAUAAAAAAUAAAAAAUAUUUGGGGAGUUGUGAUAAAUAAGUAGUUAAAGAGCAUUUUGAUCUCAAAGAGGAGGGAAGAAAGUAGGAAGUAUAUAUUGGGAAAAUGCAAUGUAUGAAAUAAUUCGUUGAAAAGUGGGAGAUGGGAGAGUCGGCGGAGAAAGCGAAGGCGGAGGCAUUGCAGAUUAUCGGAGCAUUUGAAGUUUUACCGAAACUGGUUGUUUUCGAUCUCGAUUACACUCUCUGGCCUUUUUACUGUGAGUGUCGAUCGAAGCGCGAAACUCCUUCUCUCUAUCCUCACGCCAUGGGUAUUUUAUCUGCUCUCAAACUCAAAGGAAUCGAUGUUGCCAUCGCUUCUCGAUCUCCAACCUCAGAUAUAGCUAAAGCUUUUCUCAACAAAUUGGGAAUCACUUCAUUCUUCGUCGCACAGGAAAUAUAUUCCAGUUGGACUCAUAAAACAGAUCAUUUUCAGAGAAUUCAUUCAAUCACUGGAAUUCCUUUUAACUCCAUGCUCUUUUUUGAUGAUGAGAAUAGGAACAUCCAAGCGGUCUCUAAAAUGGGAGUGACUAGCAUUUUGGUGGAAAAUGGGGUAAAUCUUGGAUCCUUAUCUCAAGGCCUUGCACAAUUUUCUAGAAACUGGAAUACAUCACAGAAGAACAAGCAGAAGUGGUUAUCCAGUUAUUCUCAAAAGCCAGAUACUUCCAACUCUGCUCAAUGAAAUUCAAUGUCCAAGUAAAAUAUCUCGCCGGAUUUUAUUUUCAAUCUAAUUGAUUGAUGAAUUUGAAUACAUAUUGUAUAAUUGCCAUGAAACUCCUACUUUAAUGAUUAGUUUCAAUCAAAUUACUAAAUCAGUACAUCAGCUAAGCAGAUUUGAAGGUUCUGCCUCCAUUUUCAUGUAACAUAACAGCCAAACAUGUCAUCUCUGUUGUUGUACUUAGUAUUAAUGUUACUUGUGUCUUUGGGAUAUACUGAUUCAACUUUAUAUUCAUGAAUGAUGAACCCUGCUUUCUCUAAUCA
Messenger RNA from Cicer arietinum (chickpea), 1050 nucleotides. RefSeq lists its product as uncharacterized. The record is from RefSeq and is a predicted model, not a curated record. Lineage: Eukaryota; Viridiplantae; Streptophyta; Magnoliopsida; Fabales; Fabaceae. Gene Ontology annotation, molecular function: acid phosphatase activity.